This is a messenger RNA of Orussus abietinus, 3680 nucleotides long. RefSeq names its product protein inturned (gene in). The transcript is spliced from 12 exons. Gene Ontology annotation, biological process: establishment of planar polarity; vesicle-mediated transport; nervous system development. The record is from RefSeq and is a predicted model, not a curated record. Gene Ontology annotation, cellular component: cilium; cytoplasm. The coding region runs from base 538 to 3474 and encodes 978 amino acids. Lineage: Eukaryota; Metazoa; Arthropoda; Insecta; Hymenoptera; Orussidae.
AUUUUUUGUAAGCAGAAUGGCUUUAACUGUGUGAGUAAGUUCCCGGCCACGUAAUACAUUCGUUUACCCCCUUCCCCUGCAAGGCGGUCUACAUAUAUAUGAUCUAAAAUCUGAUUGGGUCCGAGUGCCGUCGGCUCACGUGGUAUCUGAGUUUACCCCUUCCACUGUUAUGUGAGGUCCAGAUAUUUUAUGCCAGGGUUGGUAAUUUCACGAUUUUCGAGGUUUUUGACGUAUAUUACCACAGAUGAGCAUCUCUGAUAUUACAUAAAUCAAGUAGUUUACCGUAGAAAACGUAGAAAACCAGCAGAAAACGUAUUACCUUUGUCCGUAAAGAGUCGUGACCUGCAGGAAUUUUCUCAAAAUCUCAUAGCAGUCAAUAAAUUAAGUGUUCCAUUGAAGAUUUGAAGUGAAUUAGUGUAUACACUUCUAUGAAAAAUUAGUUUUACAUUAUUACACUUGUACAAUAGACCACUGGAUUGCUUAAUUUUCGUAAAUAAUUAAUUAUAAUACUUUAUAAAUAUUUUAUUUUGAAUUAAAAUGACCGUGGUAGACUUUUUUAUUCCUCUAAGGAAAGAUGAAUUACUAGAAUCGCACAGUGGACAAUAUAUUGUGAAAAAUUUAGUCCCAUUACAUGCAAUAGGAGAAGCACUUGAUGGGUACUUUGAAAGAAUGAAUGAAACUGAUCAGAAACGACUACUACAAUCGGAGGAUAAACGUGUUGGACAAAUAGAUGAUUUAAACAAUACACAACAAGAUAAGGAGGAUCCUGAUUGGUGGGCCAGCGACAGUGGGUCUACUUCUGAAUCAUAUUAUUCUGAUACCGACAGUUCUGUGGUAGAAUGGGAAUCAGAAAUAGGAGCAAUGGGAGAAGUGUUUUAUAUAGAAUCAUUGGUGGAUUGUUUUAACAAUGAAGAAAAUGUAAAGAAAGAUACGUCAAAGUCUCCACCAUGUGAAUUGACAAGACGACGUAGUACAAGAGCUGGCAAAUUAAUGCGUCUCAUCAGGCGUAGAGAGAGCAAGAGGUAUAGCUGUAAAAGGAAGUCACUCAAUCUUGCGGCGGAGAAUAGUGCCAGUGGCAACAAUAAAGAAGGAAAUAGUACCAAGGAAGUCACUUUUAGAGAUUGUCAGGCUGGAGAAAUACGAGAUGUUACGCUAUGGAUUGAUACCGAUAAAAGGCAUAAGUUAGGAAGACGUGCUACUUUGUGUGAAGCAUAUUUGGGAAUUAUCCCAGGUGUAUUCUCAGAUAAAGUUAGAGUAAUGGUUGCUGGAUUUAUUCCUGAUGGAGAAGCUAUAAAGAAUAAAAGUAUUAAAAUUGGAGAUUGGCUUCGCAGUAUAAACGCCAGAAAUAUUACGUUUCAAAAUUUGGAACAAACACUUUCAGGAAUUUCAGGACUGAUAAGUGUAAGACUAGAACUACAAAGAAUUGCUGGCAUUGAUGUUACAGCUAACUUACCAGAAAAUAAUUUUCCUAAGCAAUCGCCAAGUGUACAACAAUUGGUAGACAAAGAAGGAAGUAAACAUCUUAUGGAAUCCUUGUUAAACUAUUCACUAGGUGUGAUAUAUUUAAAAACAACGGGAUUACCAGAAACGGGACCAGAAUUGCAAGGAAUGCUUUAUACAUUUCCUCAAUUGGAAAGUAGAAGUGUAAAUUCUAUACUGUUUCUGAGUAGGGGAGCUUUUAUUACACUUGACCACAUGUUACCAGGUAUAGCAGGACUUCAACCUAUCAGCACAACAAUACGUGUUUCAAAAGAGGAUGUUCAUGUUGUGUACACACCUCGAGGCACAGAAUUACUUUUAAUAGCAUUCCCAGAUAAAUGUUGCAGUCUUCAAGAGGCAGUAGAAUUGAACGCAGACAUCGUACGAGUUUUGGAAUUCUGCCAUCAAACUCUAUCAAAGUGUUUCUCCGAAGAAGAGAACCACUGUUCUCUAGAUCAUUUUUUUACAUUGAAUUUUUUCUAUUUACUGAGAACAAAGGAUCUUACAGUUGACAUAGAUCUAAAUAAAACGUUUCCGGAAGUACAAGACGAAGGAAAUAAUACAAAGAAGUAUGAGUUUGAGAGCAUCAUGUCAGCUGCGCAUCACGUGCGAUUACCAAGAGAUGCGCAAAUACAAAUCGAUGCAGCAUUGAAUGAGAUGGAAGCAAUGGAUUACAGAGAUUGGAACGAAGAUCCAAUGGAUUGUCAAAGAUUAUACACGAUCCUUGGUAGCUGUCUAUAUCAUAAAAGCUAUUUAUUGGGCUCUCAUUUACCACACGAGGAUCUGAUAGAGGUGCACUCUUUUCUCCGCCGGAAUGGCCUUUUAAGUUUAAUUAGCAAAGAACCAUUGAAGACCUUAGUGAUCUGGAGAAAAGUUUAUCCCUUAUCAUGUGGUCGAGGACAUUUAGAUGGUGCCAGUAGAGCAUUACAGGUGCCAAAUGGACAAUGGUUUCUACUUGUCGUAGGAUAUGACCAUGAAUUACUUGCAGUACUGUUGGAAUCUGGAGGGUGUACUGCGAAGCUCAAAGAAAACACUGGUCCGGAUAUUUUUUAUGUAGAAGAAGCGCAGGAAACAUUGAGACAUAUUCAGAAAAUUGGUGUACCUGCACUAGUUGCAAAAUGGCUUUCGGCUAAUGCUAGGCCAGAAACGGUGAUCCUGGAUGACCGUUCGGCUAUCAAAUCAGCUACCAGUAUUACUGAAAAUUUACUUGGCCUUAUUAAAUCAUCCGAUGCACAAACUUCUUCAGUUAAACCGAAUGUUAAUUCUACUGUGGGUAAGAAAUCUCAAGAAGUUGCUUCAAUACUGAAGAAACGUAAUCCCGAACAAAGCCCGAUAAGAUCAAAUUCUACAUAUUCUUUACAAACAUCUGAAGACUCAAUGAGUCAGGGAACAGGAGCUAUCAGUGAAGUCAGUGACGAGGCAGUGCCCAUAUUGGGAAGACGAGCAACGCGGGAGAAAAAUAAUGCAUUGUCUAGGCACUCUGAUGACAGUGAUUCUGACGUUGACAUAUACAGGAAUGACUGUCAAACGAACACUAUGGAUAUAUCUGACAUACGUGAGAGUCUCUUGACCCAAGCCGAAUACAUUAUUCCAAAAAAAUUAACAUCAGGUGAAAAUAAUUACUUGUUCCAUUAUGUUCAUUUAGACAUGCUCGAAGGUGUUCUACUGUCGACGAAAGCAUUAAGCAAUUCAUCAAAAAAUGAAAGUAUUUUAUAUAAUUUUAAUAAAUGCGCCCAUGUAAUCCAUAAAUUGUUAAACAAUAAUGUAAGGUUUAAAAAAAUGUUGAGCCAAGAAAUGGAUAAAUCGGUAAUCAAUAAGAGUCUGAUUGCAAUUAAGGAACAUGGUGUCAUGUUCGAUUGGGAAGAUGUUACAUAUUGGGUAAUUGGACGUUUAUACACCGUUCCUCAUCCUAAAGAAUUGUAUGUGUGUUAUGAAGACAUUGCUCCGCAGAACCUAAUUGAAAUGGCUUUUAGAUUAGAUUCUAUGUGGAAUUGAGUAAAUAAAUAUUUAUGUAUAUUAUGUAAAAUAAGUGGCCUAUUAUACUUUAAUUAUAUAUCAUUGAAGUGUAUUUUUUGAUAAUAGUGUAGUAUUUUAUAUCACUUAUAUUGUUUAAAGAAUGAUACAAGAUGGAAAUAGGUUUAAAAUAAAAUUAACUAUAAAAGUAAUUAAAUUUAUGCAUGUAAAACUUUCGAAACAUGAAA